Messenger RNA from Lycium ferocissimum, 988 nucleotides. RefSeq names its product protein TIFY 10B-like. The transcript is spliced from 5 exons. Gene Ontology annotation, biological process: regulation of jasmonic acid mediated signaling pathway; regulation of defense response; response to wounding. The coding region runs from base 152 to 793 and encodes 213 amino acids. The record is from RefSeq and is a predicted model, not a curated record. Gene Ontology annotation, cellular component: nucleus. NCBI's taxonomy places the organism in Eukaryota, Viridiplantae, Streptophyta, Magnoliopsida, Solanales, Solanaceae.
AUAGUCUGAAUUGUAUCAGGUUACGUGGGACGAGAGGGAAUACCACCUAACCUUACCAUACCAUUCAAGAUAUAUUUAAUCCCCGAUUCAAUAGUACUCAACAAUUUUCUUCAAGCUAAAGAAGCGAUAAAAGCUCCAGUGUAUAAUAAACAUGUCAAAUUGGCAACUUUCUUCAUCAGAUGGUAGAAAUACUUAUAGUGAAUCCCAUGUCAUGCAGACUUGUAACUUGUUGAGUCUGUAUUUCAAUGGAAAGGCCAGCCUCAAAGAUCUGAAUCUUAGAAUCAGUGGCAAAGAAGAAGCCAUAGCAACUAAGGAUUUUUUGACCAACAUGGUAGAAUCAUCAGCUAAGACAACAGAGCAAGAGCAGAUAUUAAUAGAUGAUGUUCCUAAAAGUGCCACAACAAAAUCUUUUAGAGAAACGGAAAUGCCCUUAAAUAAGGCCGGCGGCAGCAAAGAGAUCAUACCAAAGGAUCAGCAAAAAGCAGCCCAAUUGUCAAUAUUCUAUGGGGGUAAAGUGGUCGUUUUUGAUGAUUUCCCAGCUGAGAAAGCUAGAGCUGUGAUGUUAUUAGCUAGCAAAGGAAUUCCUCACAACUCUAAUUCUGCUACUUCAAAACAGCAAGCAGAGACUAAUGGAGCUAACAGCUAUGAUUUACCUAUUGCAAGAAGAUCUUCACUUUAUAGAUUCCUUGAGAAGAGGAAAGAUAGGGGUACGGCUGUAGCACCAUACCAAAUGCACAAAACGUUGCCAUCAUCUUCAAGGACUCGUGAAGGCCAUUUUGAUCUUAACUUCUAGUUAUAAUCUACUCUGCACCUAAUAUACCGAUAAGUUAUAUUUAUAUGCAUCGAUAAUAUUACUGAGAGAAUAUUAGUUACUAGUAAUUAGGGCUGAUGAAAGCUUGAUAUUAAGUGUUAUUUAUUAUUGUAAGCCGAUUUAUCUGAUGAUGUAAAAAUUGUAUACAUUGUUAAUCUACAAAUGCAAACUUAAUUU